This is a messenger RNA of Histoplasma capsulatum G186AR, 2094 nucleotides long. RefSeq lists its product as uncharacterized. The transcript is spliced from 2 exons. The coding region runs from base 1 to 2094 and encodes 697 amino acids. Gene Ontology annotation, biological process: protein secretion. Lineage: Eukaryota; Fungi; Ascomycota; Eurotiomycetes; Onygenales; Ajellomycetaceae. Gene Ontology annotation, cellular component: endoplasmic reticulum membrane. Gene Ontology annotation, molecular function: guanyl-nucleotide exchange factor activity; protein binding; GTPase activator activity. The record is from RefSeq and is a predicted model, not a curated record.
AUGGCCCCAGAUAUCUCCUCCGCCAAAAUCACCCUAUCAUGUCCGCUGUUCGGCGUCGAUUUUGACCCUCGGAAUAAUGGCUUUCUUCUUGUAGGCGGCGGCGGAGGGGAGGGGCGUAGCGGCGUCGGAAAUAAAAUCGCAAGUAACCCAAACCCACGUUCAACAGCCUUGCUAAAUACUUCCCAACGCAACGAGAUAUCCGAAAUAGCCAAUAUUGAACUAUCUCGAGAUGAAGACUCAGUGACCUCCCUAGCGGUAUCGAAGUCAAAUGACAAGUCAAUUAUAGCUCUAGCCGGCAUCAACAGCUCCGUUGCUGAGCAGCAACGGGACAAUAAUGAGCAUCUCAGGUCUUUUCAGCUGGAUUAUCCUCCCGGCCAAGUACCAGCCAGCUCCCCUACGUCACCGGCAAAAUCAAAAAAGGGAGGGAAGAAACAUGUCACGCAGCCUACCCAACCGAUGAUAACUCCUUUGUCACAGGCGUCGCUGUUUAAACCGAAGUAUAAACCUAAGGACAAACGGGAAACGUACCAAAGAUUACUGCGACUUUCGCCGUGGAAAGGAGAGGAGGCUCCCCGUAUUGGUGUGGUAGCUACUGGUUUGGCUCCUCAGGGGGAAAUGGUCGUGUUCAAUGCGACUUCACCAGCUCCAAAGGAAUCUGACAUUGUAGGUAGGAUUUGGCUGGAGGGUAGAGAUGAGGUUGAAGAUGUGGACAUGCUACCAGCCAGUGAGGGCGACAAUGGGAAAUUCAAGGUGGCGUUUACAGACGGUAUAUCUAUCUAUACAUUGAAAGUUUCUGCUUCGACGAGAUCGAACGAGACUCCGAAAACAAAAGUAGUCUAUACCCUGCCAUUCCCAGAUUAUUUCGCGAGGAGCAAAAAGAGAGGCAAAAUCCGAGCUCUGAGAUUCCUCUCCCCAACAUCCUUUCUCAUCCUACUCAACCUUCCAGACCGAGCUGGCUGCGAACUAGCAAUAAUCUCCCUCGGUCUCGCUCCUGAAGGCACCGUUGUCCGACGAACUAGGCUUCCGCACGGGAUGAAAAUUGGCCUAGGCCUGGAUGUGUGCCCGCUCUCCGAAUCGGCCAUGGGCACCAGACAAUUCAUAGUCGCAGUAUCCAGCAAUGACAACUCAAUCCAGAUCCUCACGCUAGAAUGCAAACGCAAAGGUAAACCCGCCUUUAGCAAAUUCCGUCCAUACGCCACCCUACGUAAUGUGCACCCUUUCUCCAUGACGCGCCUUGCCUUCUCAACUUUCACCGCGCCCGCCCAACCAGUUUCUGCAGACGUACGACCUCAGGACGUCAAACUCGCCUCCAUAAGUGUCGGUAACACCGUGGUCGUGCACUCUCUCCCUGUCACUGCGUCCCCUCCCAAAUCCCGCCACCCGCGCUACGUGCUUGUCCAACCAGGGCCCUCGGAGCUUCUCCAGACUCUCUUAAGCGGCUUUAUGGCACUGAUUGUCGUGGCGCUGGGCGCAUUCUUCCUACAAGUAUUCACGGAGAUACGAGGCGGUGUACCACCAGCGCUGGGUGCCCAUGACUGGCUUAGCCCCAAGAUCCGAUCAAUGAUUGCUCGUCCGUAUCUAUUUGAGAACGGUUUGUCGUCGCAAUACCAGAAAUGGCGGUCGCCGACAGAUCCGCUAUCGAUCUCCGCAACGACGACAACGGUGACAAGCACAAUAACCACACCGGUCAUGCAAAUAACCCCGACGCAGAACCUCCGCGAUUUGCUUUCGUCGCUUUCACGAGCGGUGCCUGAGGCCACCCCACUCCCUGAAACGCCCGACGAAUCUGCACUGGACCAUAUGAAGAUCGUUAUCCACGAACACCCAGAUGACCCAUCGCUGGUCGCUGUUACAACUCUCCCACAUACGUAUGGCGACGGCGACAGUGACAAGGUCAACAACGCAGGAGCAGAAAAAGCACAGCAUCCACGCAAAUGGGCAGACUUGCACGAACAUGAGCGUGAAGCGUGGAAAGCGAAACUUAGCGCUGCGGGCCAUUGGGCUAAGGAGGAAGGAGAGACUAUCUUGAGAGGUUUGUUUUUUGGGCAGGUUGCGGGGGUCAUGGCGGGGGCGGUUGGGGGGAUGAUGGAUUGA